Molecule: messenger RNA, 1275 nt
Organism: Phycomyces blakesleeanus NRRL 1555(-)
Lineage: Eukaryota; Fungi; Mucoromycota; Mucoromycetes; Mucorales; Phycomycetaceae
Exons: 8
Coding region: 1-1275 (424 amino acids)
Biological process (GO): L-glutamate catabolic process
Cellular component (GO): cytosol
Molecular function (GO): pyridoxal phosphate binding; glutamate decarboxylase activity
Source: RefSeq, a predicted model, not a curated record
AUGUUUCAUGUAGAGGUUGCAUACCGUUUAAUAGAUGACGAACUGGCAUUGGAUGGAAUUCCGUCUUUAAAUUUAGCUAGUUUUGUCACUACAUUUAUGGAAGAUGAGGCAGAGAAACUGAUGGUUGAGAACUUGUCAAAGAAUUUCAUCGAUUUUGAAGAAUAUCCUCAGACUGCAGAAAUAUCCAAUCGAUGUGUCAAUAUGAUUGCUCGUUUGUUUCAUGCGCCCGUAGGUAGAUCUACUGAAGAGGCACUGGGGUGCUCUACCAUCGGAUCAUCAGAGGCUGUAAUUCUUGGUACCCUAGCGAUGAAGCGUCGUUGGCAACUUGGACGUAAAGCCAAAGGUCUAUCUACCGAAAAUCCGAAUAUAAUAUUGGGAGCCAAUUGCCAAGUCGCUUGGCACAAAGCUACUCGUUACCUUGAGAUUGAAUCAAGAGAAGUUCCUUGUACAAAGGAUCUGCUUUAUAUGGACCCAAAAAAGGCAGUCGAUUUAGUGGAUGAAAAUACAAUAGGCGUUUGUGCCAUUCUAGGAUCCACGUAUACUGGACAUUAUGAGGAUGUAAAAACUCUUAAUAGGCUCUUGGAAGAGAAAAAUAAAGCUACUGGACUGGACGUUAAUAUCCAUGUGGAUGCUGCUAGUGGCGGUUUUGUUGCUCCUUUUGUUACACCCGAUCUUGAGUGGGACUUUCGUCUCAACCGUGUUGUGUCAAUCAAUGCAUCUGGUCACAAAUAUGGUCUGACUUAUCCCGGUGUUGGCUGGGCUGUGUGGAGAAAUGUUGAAUUCCUACCAAAGGACCUCGUCUUCAAUGUCAAUUACCUUGGUAGUGAACAGGCCUCUUUUACUUUAAAUUUUAGUAAAAGCGCUUCCCAAGUCAUUGCACAAUAUUAUAUGUUUGUUCGUCUUGGCAGAAAGGGAUUUACUAGAGUAAUAUCCAACUUGGUUCGCACUGCCGACUAUCUCGCAGAAAGACUUGAUAAAACCGGGCGCUUUAUUAUUUUAAGCGAAAAAGAAGGCCGUGGAUUACCACUUGUCGCUUUUAGACUCAAGAAUGAAUGCUACUAUGAUGAAUUUGAUCUCGCAUCUCAUUUGAGACAGCGUGGCUGGAUUGUCCCAGCGUACACUAUGGCCCACGCUCUUGAAAAGAUGAAGCUCCUUCGUGUGGUGGUGCGUGAGGAUUUUUCGCAUACCCGUGGGUCUCUGCUUAUACGUGAUAUAAUGGCAGCUUUACAACAUCUUGACUCGAUGGAUAAAGCUUCAAUUGAUAAUUCUCGGUAA